Messenger RNA from Scheffersomyces amazonensis, 1146 nucleotides. RefSeq lists its product as uncharacterized. Gene Ontology annotation, cellular component: nucleus; pre-snoRNP complex. Gene Ontology annotation, biological process: snoRNA localization; box C/D snoRNP assembly; maturation of LSU-rRNA from tricistronic rRNA transcript (SSU-rRNA, 5.8S rRNA, LSU-rRNA). Lineage: Eukaryota; Fungi; Ascomycota; Pichiomycetes; Serinales; Debaryomycetaceae. The coding region runs from base 1 to 1146 and encodes 381 amino acids. The transcript has a single exon. The record is from RefSeq and is a predicted model, not a curated record.
AUGGAUCAACUAUGUUCAAUAUGUCAUAUAAAUGUAUUCAAAUAUAAGUGUCCGGCAUGUGGAUUGAAAACUUGUAGUAUAGAUUGUGUUAAACGUCAUAAAAGGCAAACUGAAUGUACUGGAUUAGUUGAUCAAACAAAAUUUAUUUCAAGAAAAGAACUUUCAUCUAAUACAACUUAUUUAAAUAGAGAUUAUAAUUUUUUAUUAAAUUUAGAUAGAGGAAUUCAAUUAGGUAAGGAAGAUGUUAAAACAAAUGCUAAAAAUAUUUUAAAAAGAAAAUUUAAUAAUCAAAAUAAUAAUCGUAAUAAACGAUUUAAAUCUAAUACAAUAUCAGUUGAUUCAGAUAAGAGAAUUGAAAUAAUUAAUACAUAUUUUCCUCAUAUGUCUCAAACUUCAAUAAAGAGACAAAAUACUUUAGUAAUACAAUUACCUGUAGGAAUGUCAAGAUCAACUACUAAUAAAAGUGGUUAUGAUAAAAAGCUGGGUUCAUUUACAUGGACUGUAGAAUGGGUUUUAUUAAAUGAAGAAGGGAAUGAAUUAUCAAAAUUUUUAAGUUAUAGAUUAAAAGAACAUUUGAUUAUCGAGGAGGCAGUUCCUUUAAAUAUCAUAAAUAAUAACAAUAGUUCUGAUCAACCUAUUAAUAAAGAAGAUUUAAAUUUUUAUUUAGAUAAUGUGGUUAAUGUCAAUAAGACAAAGUAUUCGGUACUACCUAUUGAUAAAUCCAAAUCAAUAUCUGAUAUUUUAAAGGAUAAAAUAGUAUUAGAGUAUCCUACUAUUUUCAUAACAAUUUCAAAUAAGGCCCUUCAAGAGUAUAUAGUUACUGAUGAAGAUUAUGAGGCUAUAUUCUUGAAACUGGAUACAAAAGAUGAUGAUAAUGAUGACGAGGACUCUUCUCUGGCUUCUGAUUCAAAUACUUCUUCAGAUUCUGAUUCUGAUUCUGACUCUGAUUCUGAUUCUGAUUCAGAUUCUGGUUCAGGAUCUGAUUCAAAUUCAAAUUCAAAUUCUAACGAAGUCGAUUCUUCGAAAAUUCCUAAUGAUAAAGAAUCUACAACUGAAGAUCCAGUUAACUCCUUACAUAGUUCUGAUGAAGAUGAAGGUCCAGAAGAGUCUUCUUCUAAACCUCCAAUUCAUGAAUAUAAUUUAUAG